AUGGAGUCUCCCAAUGAGAUCAUUCAGUCUAUUGGAAAACGCGCAUCUGGCAAGCUUGGUGAAUUGAAAGAGCUCCGCAUCAUUAACACCACGACGCAGCAAGAUCUCAUGGCCGAAGAGGUUAAGGCCGAAUUUGAGUUCUUGGAUGGCACCAAGACGAAGAUGAAAGAAGAGAAACAGAGUCUCCAGGCGGUGUUAAACACGCUCUCGGAGCACUACAUGUAUCUUCAGAGUCAAUUGGACACGUACAAGAGCUAUUUGCAAAACGUUCGUGAAUCCUCUGAAUUUUAA
Messenger RNA from Malassezia pachydermatis, 291 nucleotides. RefSeq names its product ras gtpase-activating protein sar1. Lineage: Eukaryota; Fungi; Basidiomycota; Malasseziomycetes; Malasseziales; Malasseziaceae. The record is from RefSeq and is a predicted model, not a curated record. Bases 1 to 291 code for a protein of 96 amino acids. The transcript is spliced from 2 exons. Gene Ontology annotation, molecular function: protein binding.